AUGCUUCCCUCCACCCAAGCCCAUACCUUAGACUGUCACAGUAUUAAAUAUCACAACAAUUAUCAGAAAUCUUCUUAUACUGCAAAGUGUACUGAGACUUAUUGUAAUAAGAGAGCUAGAGUUGAAGCCGCAAUGAGAAACAUAGAUGUAGAUACUGAGGUAAUCUCAACCUCUUGUUUCAAUUCUGUAGAAGAAAUAGACGGUCAGGCCAACUCACCUUUUUUGGAUGCUGCCUCAAUGUUUGACAAUGACAGAGACAACAAUGAUUUUGAUGACAAUGUUGAAGAUGAAAUCAAUACUGCAAAAAACAUCCUAUAA
Messenger RNA from Phycomyces blakesleeanus NRRL 1555(-), 318 nucleotides. RefSeq lists its product as hypothetical. The transcript has 3 exons. The coding region runs from base 1 to 318 and encodes 105 amino acids. The record is from RefSeq and is a predicted model, not a curated record. Lineage: Eukaryota; Fungi; Mucoromycota; Mucoromycetes; Mucorales; Phycomycetaceae.